Messenger RNA from Westerdykella ornata, 1190 nucleotides. RefSeq lists its product as uncharacterized. Gene Ontology annotation, cellular component: nucleolus. The transcript has a single exon. NCBI's taxonomy places the organism in Eukaryota, Fungi, Ascomycota, Dothideomycetes, Pleosporales, Sporormiaceae. Gene Ontology annotation, molecular function: RNA binding. Gene Ontology annotation, biological process: endonucleolytic cleavage in ITS1 to separate SSU-rRNA from 5.8S rRNA and LSU-rRNA from tricistronic rRNA transcript (SSU-rRNA, 5.8S rRNA, LSU-rRNA); endonucleolytic cleavage in 5'-ETS of tricistronic rRNA transcript (SSU-rRNA, 5.8S rRNA, LSU-rRNA); small-subunit processome assembly. The record is from RefSeq and is a predicted model, not a curated record. The coding region runs from base 72 to 1031 and encodes 319 amino acids.
CUCGCCUCGCAGCGGCCAGAGUUUCCAAGGAUCGCUUUUCGACAUCUCGGUCAGACACUACAUAUCGAACCAUGUCAACACGCAAGCGGAACGAAUGGCUCGAGGCCGACGAGAGCGAGGAGGAAGAUCGAGACUACGGAUCCGAAGAGGAGGAAAGCAGAGCAAAACUUCUGCGGAGUUCCAAGAGGCAGAAAGUAGCCCAUGAUUCCGGGGACGAGGACGAAGCCGAAGCAGACUAUGGACACGAUGACGGUGACGUGGAGGAGAACUCGGAAACGCACAAGGCCAAGGCCAAGGAUAAGGGGGAAUUGGCCCGCCUCGAAGCUCUUGCUGCCUCGGUGCCCAGUACGAAAUUGAAACUCGAGAAACCCCUCCCCGCGCCAUCGGCUCCCAAAAAGGACAAAUCGGGGAUCAUAUAUCUAUCGCGGGUCCCUCCUUUCAUGAAGCCGUCCGUUCUCCGUUCCCUGCUCACGCCGUAUGGCGCUGUGGGACGCAUAUUUCUUACACCAGAGCCGUCCACGCAGCGAGCGCAGCGGCUGAAGUCGGGAGGGACGCGGCGUAAGCUGUUCUUGGAUGGCUGGGUCGAGUUUCUGAAGAAGAAGGAUGCCAAGUUCGUGGCGGAGAACCUGAAUGCCCAAACCAUGGGCGGGAAAAAGAGAGGGAGAUGGCACGACGAAGUGUGGAACAUCAAGUACUUGAGCGGUGUCAAAUGGGCCGACUUGGUAGCGCAGAUACAGGAGGAGAAUGCGGAUCGGCAGGCGCGCAUGCGUGCGGAGAUUGCGCAGUCGAAGCGUGAGAAUCAACAGUUCUUGGCGGAUGUGGAGAGGGGGAAGAUUGCGAAGACCAAGGCGGAGCGGAAGAAACAAAGGGGUAAAGAUGAAGUCGAAGAGGAUACGAUAGUUCAGCAUGGGGAUCAAGCAAGCUCAAAUGCGCCGAAGAGAGAAUUCAAGCAGAAAGAGGUCAAGAUCAAGGCACUCAAGGAGCACGAAACCGGGGAAGGUGGUGAAAGACUACUGCACUCGAUAUUCUGAAUAGCGGAUACGCGCCUCUUUGUGCAAUUAAUACAAUAUUCUACAGCAUCCUUCGACUCCGGCACUCCAUUGUCCAUUGUCCAAAUUUCAUGAUCCGUAGCGCAGGCGCAGAAGUACCCAGACUCCAUAGUCAUUACUUAUGCAAAGUCUUCAAUAAUC